ACUCACUGGCACUCAUAUAUUCCGCAAAGCGUAGCUGGCAAGAUUGAUCCAAAGGGGAUUCCGUAGUUCUGAGCGAAGGCAGUUGUUAGGCUACAGUGCUACAUAAAUGAUAGUUAACAGCCGUUUGUCCGCAAACAUUUGAAACAAUUUGUAGAAGAAAUACCGUAAUUAAUGUUAUUUUUUGUAGCUAUGCUGUAGCUAAGUUUAUGUUGUACGCAGAAGGUAAUUUCGUGUAAUUAGCUCACCUAGCAGAAACGUGUGCUGUAGGUUGCUUGCUAGCUAGCUAGCUAGUUAGCUAACGUCAUAAGAAGAAAAUCGGAAUCUAACGCGGUGGUCAGUUGACAAAAGGAGCCGCUGCUGUCAGUGAAAUAAACCACCUGCUUUGCCACAAUGAAUAUCGCUAAAAGUGGUUAUCGCGUCUUUUCCGCAAACUCCUCCGUAGCAUGCACAGAAUUGGCAAAGAAGAUAACCGAGAGGCUGGGAGUUGAACUGGGGAAGUCUGUGGUCUUUCAGGAAUCUAACAGAGAAACUAGAGUGGAUGUGAAAGAAUCGGUUCGCGGACAAACCAUCUUCAUCAUCCAGACCAUACCCCGAGAUGUUAACACAGCCAUCAUGGAGCUGCUGGUUAUGGCCUACGCCCUCAAGACCUCUUGUGCAAAGAACAUCAUUGGAGUCAUUCCUUACUUCCCCUACAGCAAACAGUGCAAGAUGAGAAAGAGGGGCUCUAUAGUGAGCAAGUUGUUAGCGUCAAUGUUAGCGAAAGCAGGAAUAACACACAUCAUCACCAUGGACUUGCAUCAAAAAGAGAUCCAGGGCUUCUUCAGCUUUCCAGUGGACAACCUGCGUGCCUCCCCUUUCCUGAUUCAGUACAUCCAAGAAGAGAUUCCUGAUUACAGAAAUGCCAUCAUUGUGGCAAAGUCUCCAUCAGCAGCUAAGAGGGCUCAGUCCUAUGCAGAACGCCUGCGUUUGGGUCUGGCUGUGAUUCACGGCGAGGCUCAGUGUUCAGAGUCUGACAUGGCUGAUGGAAGACACUCUCCUCCAUGUGUCCGCAACACCACAGGACAUACAGGACUGGAGCUGCCUUCAGGCAAACAACAAGCUCCGUUCCCUGGCAUAGAGCUCCCAAUAAUGAUGGCCAAAGAGAAACCUCCCAUCACUGUAGUCGGAGACGUGGGGGGGAGGAUUGCCAUCAUUGUGGAUGACAUUAUUGAUGAUGUCGGAGACUUUGUAGCAGCUGCAGAGAUCCUGAAAGAGAGAGGAGCCUAUAAGAUUUAUAUCAUGGCCACACACGGCUUACUGUCUGCUGAUGCGCCACGCCUUAUCGAGGAAUCCGCCAUUGAUGAGGUGGUGGUGACCAACACAGUCCCUCAUGAAGUACAAAAGCUACAGUGUCCCAAAAUCAAGACUGUGGAUGUCAGCAUGAUAUUGGCCGAGGCCAUCCGCCGCAUCCACAACGGCGAGUCCAUGGCCUACUUGUUCCGCAACAUCACCACGGACGACUAAAGAGCGUCGGAGAGGGUGAGGUGGGUGUGAUAGUGACUGAAGGCAGGUGCAUUUCUUCCCUGUGCUGUAAAAACAUGCUCAUGCCAUGUUCCAUGUGUUGUGUACGUCAAGGACUACAUGUAUCCGAAUUCAUUGAAAGAAGUUUAGAUAGUAAGAACUACCCAAAGUUAUUUAACGACUUGUCAAAAGGUGUAAAACAAUUUUUUUUUUUUAAGUUGAGAAAAAGAUGAUAAAAUGGCAUUUUUUAAAUACCUUUUGAUUCAUUCAUUCAUAUUUUGAAAGCCUCUCUUUGUCUCGCUGCUCCAACUUUAACAAAAAAAUGCUUUGUAUUAAAUAAUUAUUUUGUCAUACACUGCGGUACCUCAUCUAAGGAUUGAGCUUCAACUGCAAAAGAGAAGAGCAAAAUGUCUCCCGUAACAGGACUUUGUGCUUAAACAAGCGUUUCCCAGACGCUCUUGCUGGCCCUCAUGAUCAGGGCUGCUCAGCGUCAUCCUGUGAUGUCUUUGCGUUUAAUGGAGUGUGUUGUUUCCAACCACGUAGACAACACUGGACAAACUCCUGCUUAUUGGUGCACAAACUCUAUUUUUUGCAGCUUUUUUUGCACCAUUUGUGAUAUUUGGAUGCUUGGUAAAAUGUCUUGUGUGACUGAAGAAGGUUCUCAACACCAGUAGAAAUGUAAUGGAUUGACAUUUGAUGUUGUGUAUAUAUUAGGAGGUCACGUCAACGAAAUUAAUCCAAAAAUAUAUUUUCUCACUUUCUCUUAGAGAAUAUACUUUUGGUUUAAUGCUUGUUGAUUUGAGGAACUGCUCCUUUUUUAGCUUCCUGCUGUUAUAAUGAAGGUUAAUGUAAUUUCAUUUAUGGUGCCAAGUGUAAUGUGGGGCUCAAAGAAUUGUAAAAGGAACUAGAUGUUCACAGCGAGAUCAUCCUGAGUAACUUGGACGUCAUUUCUUAAAAAGGCGAGUAUUUAAAAGAUUUGAACGCCGCAAAUGAAAUUCCAUUCACUUCCAUUGAAUUGAAUCUGUAGCACGAAAUCUAACGUGGUGACGCAUCAUAGCAGUCAGUGGGAUUCUUUUCUUUAAGUUACAUUAUUAUUAUUUUGUUAUUUGGAUAGACAGACCCGUUUUUAAUAUGCGCUAUCUCUCUAGCAGUAAACUGAACAUGCUUGUUCUAGUGUCAGUGUAAUCUGACGGUGACAUCACACUGCAUGGGAUUUACUCAAAAAGCCGAAAGGACCAUCUCUGUUGCAGCCAAUGAAUUACAAACUAUGAAUACUGAACAUUACUGCUGACGUCAUGAGUUUGAGUUUUGGACUCGUGUACUACAUGCGUUAAAGAAACCAACGAUGGAAGUCUUGAAACUCGAGUGUAACGGCAGCACUUGAAUGCACCAGAUAAGUGGACUUCUGAGUUGAUCUGUGCUUUAGGUGCAUUACUUUACUAUGACAACUUUGAACAAAAUUCAAUAUGGGUGGCUCUUGAAUAGUUUUUUGUAUUGUGCUAAAGUGAAUGGAACCUGACGGCUUCUUGGAAGGUAGAGAAAUAUCCAGCAGUAAUGUCAAAUCUGCAGUUUUUAGUACAUUUGCAAAAACGGCAGUACGGUCGAGAUGUUUGUCUUCAUACUACUGCAGCAUUUCCCCAUAAAAACGUGCAUCUUUUUGUGCUCGGAGUACAUUUCAAAGUGAAAGGAAAUGUGUGUGUCAGGGAAAUGUACUUAAAAAGCCAAUACACAAUUAUUUGUUUCUGUGUUUAUGAUGGUUUGUUUCCAUUUCAUAUGUUGAAAAAGUGUCUUUUUUUUUACUGUUUUAUUGUUUUAAUUCUGGAUACUGGAUUUCUCCUGAUGUGCUAAUGGAUGGGUAUCUGAGAGCUAGAUCCACACGCCUGGUGUUGUGUUGGCACAGAUUUUAAGCUUGUCAAUAUCAAACGCUGUUGCUAUGCAGGCUCAAAGGUUGUCUGUCGUUGGUGCGUUUCAUCACGUCGUCUCUGUAUUCACUGUUCCGCUGACUUGUCUGUGAUGUUGAACACGUAUGAUUUAGACUCUACACACUUCUGUCUAACUUGUUUGUCAAUGUGUAUGAAAAUAAAACGAUUGCCUCUU
This is a messenger RNA of Cottoperca gobio, 3597 nucleotides long. RefSeq names its product phosphoribosyl pyrophosphate synthetase-associated protein 2 (gene prpsap2). Gene Ontology annotation, biological process: 5-phosphoribose 1-diphosphate biosynthetic process; purine nucleotide biosynthetic process. The coding region runs from base 391 to 1503 and encodes 370 amino acids. NCBI's taxonomy places the organism in Eukaryota, Metazoa, Chordata, Actinopteri, Perciformes, Bovichtidae. The transcript is spliced from 11 exons. The record is from RefSeq and is a predicted model, not a curated record. Gene Ontology annotation, cellular component: ribose phosphate diphosphokinase complex; cytoplasm. Gene Ontology annotation, molecular function: ATP binding; magnesium ion binding; ribose phosphate diphosphokinase activity.